CAAACAUGAUUCCCUACAAAAGAAGUCACCUGGUACAGCAUAUCUAUGUUGACACUAUAUAAAGCAGCAGGCUGGUGUUUUGCAUCAUUGACUGGUCAAAGGAUGAAUAUCUCUCAGUCCGAUAAGUGCUGCGCCUUCGAGUCGCCCAUCCUGGACCAGGUUUUGCCUCCGAUUCUGUUCUUGGAGUUCAUAUUUGGACUGUUAGGGAAUGUUUUCGCCCUGUGGAUGUUCAUCUUCCACAUGGACACGUGGAAGCCCAACUCCGUGUACCUGACUCACCUGGCUGUUGCGGACUCCAUUGUGCUGUUCUGCCUACCUUUCAGGGCCGACUACUACAGGCGUGGGAAGAACUGGCUCCACGGCGAUGUCCUGUGUCGCAUCCUGCUGUUCCUGCUGGCUGCCAACCGUGCGGCCGGGAUCUUCUUCCUCACGGCCGUGGCUGUCGACCGUUACCUGAAGAUCGUCCACCCUCGGAACAAGAUCAACCAAAUGGGCCUGGUCUACGCUCUCUUUGUCUCCCUCGGCCUCUGGGCUCUGAUUUUUCUCGCGACCGGGUAUCUCCUCGCCAACGAGCACUUCUUCUACAACAGCAACCGUACGCAGUGUGAGAGUUUCAACAUCUGCAUGGGCUUCAGUCCCCUCUCCACCUGGCACAACACUUUCUACGUCAUCCAGUUUUUCUUGCCCACCGUAAUCGUUGCUUUCUGCACCUUCAGAAUAACGUGGCAGCUGAGGGGCAGGACUCUGGACAAAAAGGGGAAAAUCAAACGCGCCGUUCAGUUUGUGAUGGCCGUGGCUUUGAUCUUCAUUACCUGCUUCUUUCCCAGCACCAUAUCGCGCAUAGCCGUCUGGGUCCUGAAGGUGUGGUAUGAUGAAUGCAGAUACUUCGAAGAGGCCAACCUGGCGUUCUACACGUCGGUGUGUUUCACCUACUUCAACAGCGUCCUCAACCCUGUUGUGUAUUAUUUCUCGAGCCCCGCCUUCAGUGGCUCCUUCAACAAGGUCCUGAAUAAGCUGCUGCGAAGGAAGGAGGAAGAGACAGAUCAGACAGAUCCAUCUCACAAAGAAAUCUCCACCGUUGAUAAAAAUGCAUAAAUCCUUCCUAUUAGAGGGAUAUCCUUCAUUUUAAAUUGUUACAUUAAAGGUAAAGUCCUGGCUACUGAUAAAACUUAUAUUAUUCUAGCGUAUAACUAAUAAGAUGUAGAGGUUUGGCUGUGAUUGUGAACAAAAUUGAACCCACCUAAAAUGGUAAUUAGCAGCUUAGAGCUGUGUACUUGUAUAAGUACAACCCUUGUGUGCAGUGUUUAAAAUUAUUAUGAGCCUUUAACAAUGAAAUGCUCUUCAAUUGCAAGACGACCUGGUC
Messenger RNA from Morone saxatilis (striped sea-bass), 1363 nucleotides. Its product is annotated as hydroxycarboxylic acid receptor 3-like. The transcript has a single exon. Gene Ontology annotation, biological process: G protein-coupled receptor signaling pathway. Gene Ontology annotation, molecular function: G protein-coupled receptor activity. Gene Ontology annotation, cellular component: membrane. Lineage: Eukaryota; Metazoa; Chordata; Actinopteri; Moronidae. Bases 46 to 1095 code for a protein of 349 amino acids. The record is from RefSeq and is a predicted model, not a curated record.